This is a messenger RNA of Eimeria acervulina, 2526 nucleotides long. RefSeq names its product RIO1 family domain-containing protein, putative. NCBI's taxonomy places the organism in Eukaryota, Apicomplexa, Conoidasida, Eucoccidiorida, Eimeriidae. Gene Ontology annotation, molecular function: ATP binding; protein serine/threonine kinase activity. The transcript has 2 exons. The coding region runs from base 1 to 2526 and encodes 841 amino acids. The record is from RefSeq and is a predicted model, not a curated record.
AUGGGCCUCGCAGCAGCGGAGGGGGCCACCGAAGUCGGGGGCCCCCCCCUGACUUCGGGGGCCCCCCUUAAUUCUGAGGGCCCCCAGCCUUUGGGGGCCCCCGUUGGUUCUAAGGGCCCCCAGCCUGGGGGCCCCCAGUCUGUGGGGGCCCCCGUUGGUUCUGAGGGCCCCCAGGCUUUGGGGGCCCCCCUUAGUUCUGGGGUACCCCAGCCUUUGGGGGGCCCCCCGCCUGGUGAAUCUGCAGAGGGGCCCCCUAAGGGGGCCCCUAGGCGUCGUGAGAAGCGAGGGGGAUUGGGGUUAACUAGAGACACCCGAUAUACAGUAGAGCAGGUCUUAGAUAGGCGUACACUGCGACAUAUUAAGUCUAUCAGCAGAGCUGCAGCAGUUAGAAAGGUCUUCGGGGCUAUCAGCUGUGGGAAGGAAGCAAAUGUAUACUUUGCCCUUGGAGAAAGGGACAUGCAGCAGCAACAGCAGCAGCAGCAGCAGGAUGAGCAGCAGCACCAGCAGCAGCACCAGCAGGAUGAGCAGCAGCAGCAGCAGCAGCAGAGGCCGGAGGAGUGUUUGGUUCCCUUCGCUCUGAAGGUCUACCGGACGUCUAUUUUAUCGUUUAGAGAUCGCAGCAGAUAUGUCCAAGGAGAUUUCAGAUUUGAGCAUGCAUACUCACGCAACCGGAAUCCUCGUAAGAUGGUUACUGUUUGGGCGUUGAAGGAGCACCGCAAUCUGCUGCGCUUUGCGGCAGCAGGUCUUCCCUGUCCUGUGCCUGUCGCUUGCAAGAGCAAUGUGCUGCUGAUGCAGUUCGUAGGCACUGCUACCUACGGCAGCAGCAGCAGCAGCAGCAGCAGCAGCAGCAACGACAACAAUAGCAGCAGCAUGGGUGACUCGGGGGCGUCGAAUGCUGCAGCAAAACGAGAAGCAGAAACAGAAACACAAGACCUGAAGAAAUAUGAUGAAGAGACAGAGACAGCGACAGAAACAAAGACAGAGACAGAGAGAAGAGGCAAGGAGGAGACAGAGACGGAGACAGAAGAAGAAGGAGAAGAAGAAGAAGAUGAUGAUGAUGAUGAUGAUGAAGAAAGACCCUGGGGGUGUGAUGGUGGUGCUGCUGCAGAAGGAGCAGCAGUUGGUGCAGCAGCAGCUGCAGCAAACCGUCAAGAGGAGCUAUGGUGUACAGGCAGCUUCUCGUUCCCAUUCGAGCCUUCUCGUCUUUCUUAUUCUGCUGCUCCUCGACUGAAGGAUUUACCUUGUGUGGAGCGUGAAUUUGCUGCAGCAGCAGAAGCAGCAUGCGCGUGCUGCUGCAGCUGCUGCAGCUGGGGCAAUACGGAGGCUCAAACUGCAGCAGGGUGGCGUCUGCUGUACGUACAGAUGGUGCUGCUGCUGAGGGCUCUCUUCCAGCGAUGCCGUUCUGUUCACGGAGACUUCAGUGAAUAUAAUUUAUUAUAUUUUAAGGGGAUUAUUUAUAUGAUAGAUGUUAGUCAAGCUGUAGAGAGGGACCACCCCCAAGCCUUAGAUUUUUUAAAGAGAGAUUGUAAGAAUGCAACCGCUUUCUUCACGAAACGCUUGCAGGCAUGCAACAACAACAACAACAGCAGCAGCAGCAGCUCCAGCAGCAGCAGCAGGAAGAGUAACAGCGGGUUAUCUCUGUGCUUGUGUACGUCGCGAUGUAAGAAAAGCAGGGCUCAGUGGACAGCCUUCCCCCCUCUCUUUGAUCAGACUUCUCCUUUCUAUUCUCCUUUUCGCUUCUUCUCUGUACGAGAACUUUUUGAAUUCGUUGUGCGAGCAGACCUUCCUCCAGAACUUAAACUCUUCCUGCAGCAGCAGCAGCAGCAGCAGCAGCAGCAGCAGCAGCAGCAGGUCGGGGGAGGCGGGAGCAGCAGCAUGGAUGCUCGCAUGCAGGAGGCGUUGGCGCAGUAUUUGCUGUCGCGUUCUGAAGAUCCCGGUGGGGGAGAAGAAGCUGAAGGAAGUGACAGCGAGGUGGUUGCAGCCAGCAGCAGCAGCCGCAGCAGCAGCCAGAGCAGCAGCCGCAGCAGCAGCCGCAGCAGCAGGUGCUCCCCAGUGGAGCAACAAGUUGCAGACGCGGUGUUUCUGCAGAGCUGGAUCCCUACAACUCUACACGAUGUCUCUGACUUGGCUGCUUUAGAUAGAUAUGCUAAGGGGACAGCACUGCCGUAUGAUAAGGCGUUGCUGCUGCUGCAUGAUCUUGUACACAACCCCCCUACCCGCGAACGAAGCAGCAGCAGCAGCAGCAACAGCAGCUCCAGCAGCAGCAGCUGCAGCAGCACGGAAGACGCAGAGAGUAGUGGAGCCGAAGCAGACAGCAGUGAAGAAAGGAGGAGAAGGCCUCGGGGUCGUUCAAGAAAGAAGGAGGAGGAUAACGAAGAAGAUAUGAAGUUUACUGGCGUUAUACCCGAGGGGAUUUCAAGAAAAGAAUGGAAGAAGAAAGUAAAAGAAAUGAACAAAGAAAGAAGACUCCACAAAAUACCUAAACACCUCAAGAAGAAAUUCCGAAAAAAAGCUGCCAACAGAUAA